Messenger RNA from Cooperia oncophora, 249 nucleotides. NCBI's taxonomy places the organism in Eukaryota, Metazoa, Nematoda, Chromadorea, Rhabditida, Trichostrongylidae. The record is from the annotation of a GenBank genome assembly.
GCAUCACCGUCUAUUUGGAACCCGUUCAAAAAAUCCUCGAAGGAAGCCACAUUCACAAUAGGAAGUGAUGAUUGUGUUCGACGGAGUCUUGAUGAACCGUACUGCAAUGGUAUCCUGAGAGCGAACGUCCCUUACAAAGUAAAACUCCGAGCAUACAUGGACACAAACGUCGCCAUGGAAAGCGAAUGGAUAAGUAUAGAUGGCCAGGUAGACGACGAUGAAGAGGAAGGCAAAAACGGUAAUCGAUAA